AUGACGAUUCAAUUCAAGGAUACCUUUUGGACGAGUGACUAUAUCACCGGAAUCAAGGCUUUGUUCGAUACUUUGGAAUGUCGAUCUCUCGAUAUUCAGCACUCCCUGGAUACGUACCAGACAUAUACCACCAUGGUCACUGUAAGUAGUGGGUGGAACAAAAAGCGGAAGCAUUUCAAGGGAACAAGGGAUACUGUGCUGUCGUUGGACUCUAAGACCUGUGAAACGUUUCUGGAUGGUAAAGAUGUCGUUACUUUCAACCAUUUCAACGAGUCAUUGGAGAACAACUACGAACACAUUGCCAAUUCACUAGAGCUGUUGGCGGUAGAUUUGAAGGAUAACGUUGUCAUAAGAUUACAUGAGUUCCUUGAUGAUUACAAGGACUUUAUUAAAUCAUCUAGAAACUCGUUACAGUUCCAAUACAACCAGUAUAUCCGUCUCAUUCAGAGUUGUACAACAAUCGAGAAGAAGCUCAUUUCAAGAGUAACCACUCUGGAGAACGCCCAGUCCAAUAGUGGACUUGCUGAAACCUCACAGACAGAUAUCAAUCAGUCGCAAUUACCAUCAUCAACAGCUUCAGAGACGAGCGUGAUACCUAAACCUCAAACUGAAGUCAAAUCCGAAGACCGAGAUGAGGAUGACACUUUCAAAUUCCCAUUGACGAUAGGUUCCACUGUAUUACAGACACUAGAUAACCUUAGUGACUUACUGUACACAAUGAUUGAUGAAAUCAAGGUGAAAAGAAGGUUAAUCCCACUUCCAGGUGUUAAUAACGAGUACUUUGCUAGUGAAGAGCUGGUUAAAUGGGUUAGAAAUUCAUUACCAGAUGAAAAUACUCUCUUGAAGUUGGAGAAAUUUGGUCAAGAUCUGUUGGACCUGAACUUGAUAACACCGUGGAAUAAAAUCUCUGUUGGAAGAAGGAUAUUCGCAUCUGAUUCAGGUUAUUAUGAGUUUACUGAUUUGACAAGAUUCAUUGCAAAGUUUAACAACCAUGAUGAAGAGAACGAAGAAGAUGUGGUUACCAAUAAUGCGGAAGACUCUGCUGAAACCUCAGAAAUAGCACCAUCGGCAGCUUCCUCUAGUAUUUGGAGCUCUAUCAAGAACCCAUUCACGGGCACACCGGCAGAUCCUGAAUUCCUCAAGAAAGAAGUUGCUGAACUUAACGAAAAGUACAUCAACGAAUUGAAAUGUCUCAACCUGGAAAAGGCAACUCUAGAACAACUCAUUACAUCAACGUGUGUUAAAGCACAAACUUACGAGACCAAUAGAGACCAUUUGUUAAUAUUGCUCAAUGAACAGUUGGUUGACAAAUUAAUCUCACACCACCAAGCAGCACUCCAAUCACUUCAAGAACUCAAAGGUACAAAACUAUCAGAGGACACGGUGCAGUACGAUCUUUUACAAUCAAUGACGAAUUCUAAAGGUGGCUGGUUUUGGCCAACCAAUGAAUUGAGAUAUAUCAACCAUAUGGAACAAAGUCAUAAUUGCCACCUAGAACUAAUAGGUGUUGACCUGGUGAACUUAGCAUUGGAUUAUAACGAGAAGAAUUCCAAGUGGAGGUCACUUCCAGUUCUGAUUAAAUCAACUAUUGAAUAUUUGGAUGCUGCUGAAGGGGUCGAUAAAUCUUGGACAGCACCCUUGGACUUGACAUCAUCUAACAGACUAAAGAAUGUUCUGCUGUCCGAGGUGGUUAAAUUCUCUCAAAUAGAAGGCUUAGAAGAUCAGGCUUCUGCUGUGAAAGCACUCACCAAAGAACUCUGCUCAGGGGAAACUUCAAAUUCCAUUGUGAAUUUUUUCAAACUCUGGUUAUUGGAACUCCCAGACAGUGUGGUACCAUUUACUUGCUAUGAUUCCCUACUCAGACACUACUCAAGAGCUAAGGAGGAUAAGGAACAGGCCGCAACUAUCUUAGGUACAAUUCCAAGGCAAAACUUGGCCACGUUACUCGCCAUCAUGAAUCAUAUCGUUACGUAUGUCACGUUUGAAGAUUUGCAAAACUUCAAGGAUUUCCCCUUCCAUCAUUUAAUUUUGAGGCAUUCUCCAAGAACAAACACCGCAAAUGUUGAUGACUUCCCGGUUUUAUCGCAUCUAGUCGAAGACCUAUAUGACGCAAGAUUUAGAGAGAUUCUAUAUCUAAAACUGGAAGAAUUAGAACGAAACUAUGACGAAAGAAUCCAAAUCCAUGAGCAAAAAUCAAUCGCAUCUGUCAAAGCGGACAGGGCCAAAGCACCUGUGAUCACAACAGUGCCAGCAAAUCAUCUUUCUUCUCCAAGACAGGAUUUAGAUGCUGAUGGGCUCCGUCCAUUCAGAACCAAGAGCCCUAAUCAAUCACCUUUGAACUCACCGAACCGGAAUCGGUCACGUUCAAAUUCUCACCUUUCAGGCCAAAAGAGAAUCAGCAUAAAUUCAAACCUAUUGAGACCAUCUGAUAAUCUAUCGAAAAGAAACAGUAUGCACGAAGCUUCUGUGCACGAUAAUGAAUUGCCUGGUGAAUUGAAAUAA
Messenger RNA from Williopsis jadinii, 2502 nucleotides. RefSeq names its product Rgd3p (gene RGD3). Gene Ontology annotation, biological process: intracellular signal transduction. NCBI's taxonomy places the organism in Eukaryota, Fungi, Ascomycota, Saccharomycetes, Phaffomycetales, Wickerhamomycetaceae. The coding region runs from base 1 to 2502 and encodes 833 amino acids. The record is from RefSeq and is a predicted model, not a curated record. The transcript has a single exon.